Amoebophrya sp. A120 is the source of this 4128-nucleotide messenger RNA. The record is from the annotation of a GenBank genome assembly. NCBI's taxonomy places the organism in Eukaryota, Dinophyceae, Syndiniales, Amoebophryaceae.
CUAGCCAUUGGGUUCUUCAUCGUCGCACGUUAGUUGUGAUUUCCUCCCAUAGAGGAGAUUAGCGCAGCCGCAAGAUACUUAGAAUGGUACAUAUAAUUCAAAAUCAACAAAAUAAGUGACUAGAUCGUGUUGCUCGUUCCAUUUAAUUUUCUCGUUGUUUUUUUCGACUGGUAGUUGAGCAGGGGCAAGUACAGUUGUCAAAAGAAGUAGAACUAUUGUUCGAAAUAAAAAAUCAAAAUGGGGGCGGAUGAAACUAAAAUCCAGCGGGGGCAACUAAUGAAGGGCAAGGGCUACAGCCUUCGCCGCUGGGACCGCUGGCAGCGCCACCAUUCUUCUUCUCCCUCUCCGGUGUCGUGGUCCGUGGGGAUGUCUGUGCUAUUUUGGUUUGUGGUCGUCCUCAACGUUUGCGUGGUCCCAGGGGAGUUGAUUCCGGAAGAUCACGUCAAAAUGUAUUAAUUUGGUGUACGUAGAAUUUUUUGAUUCAUUAGAACUACACCUAUCUGUAGCUGCAGCUGAUGUGUUGUCGUGUCCCUCUCAGUAUCACGAUCGUGAUUCACGAUGUCAUGUCACUUACUCUGCAAAGGCACGCAGGUAGUAGGAGAAGUUCAACAGCAGUUGUUGGUCACUUCUACUCUUCUACUUCGACUAGUCAACAGUGUAGAUGGUGAUCGUAGGAACAGACGGACGUUAAAACCCCAGGCUCUUCGGUUUGCUGGCCCAGACGAACCACGUCCUCGACACUGCGACGAAGCAGAAAAACGCCAUCGUAGCACAACUGGAAGCGAUUGCGGGAGCGAGGGUGGACGGAAAUGGAGAUGGUCGCGUGUCUCGGCUUGAGGCGAAGGCGUUCUGCGACAAGUUUUCGGGAGGUCCCGGCGUUGCAGCUGCGGGUGGAGCGCAAGUAUCCUCUGCAAAUAAAGUAACGCACUUGUAUACUUGCAAGUUUGUACAUAAAACAGCAUGGCAAAUGCAUUUUUGUUCCUCGGAAAAUUUGUAAAUGCAAUCCACAAUAGAAGUGCGAUACUUUGACUUUUGCAAUGCAUAGCAAGGCGGAGAAGUACCGGGGCACCAGCCUGGCGGCGGCGUCCCGAUUGCUGUCGAGGACUACACGGGAUCUUCGAGUUUCAUCCAGAAAGGCUAUUCGUUUGCAGACUGCGCGAACUACGUCCGAUCGUCGUAUAAUUCGUGUUCUUGCUGGCCGUCGCCGUCCGCAUCCGCAACCGAUGCCAAGGAGCAGUCCUCGAAUGAACUAGAGGUGAGCAGUCCGGAAUCCGAGCCAGAGGUGUUUCGGCCGCCACAAAAAAGGAUUGAUGUCGAGUAUCGCCACCUUUUUCACGUAAAUGUACCAAAAAUGCAGGCUGUGCUUCAGGAUCAGGUCGAACAUGAAUGGGAUGCUUGGUAGUUAGGUCCAAGGACACAUGAGAAAUGGAUGCAAAGGUGUGAAAUGGCGCACCUCCAGGCCCCACGGUUUUUAGGAGCGAUAAUCCGACCUAGGGUGCAGAAGUUGAUGCCCAACAGGGCUAGCCGCUGCAUGAAGAUCUGGGUUCCUGUAUUAGUAUUGACACAAAAUAAUAAUGCGCCUCACAUUCGAUGUAGCGAAUAGGUAGAUUAGAUAUAACCUGAAGAAGAAGAUCCACAGAGACCACGGGAAACUAUAAUUUUAAGCUGUGCAACAACCCUACCCCUUUGCCUUUCCGGCGGCGGAAAGGGGGACCGACACCGUUUAGGUGGGUGGCGCCCCCCCUUCCCCCCCUUUCCGUAGAGGCGGCCCCAGUUCGUUUUUUUCGUGCCGACCGAAAAUCCCGGGCAGGUGGGUGGUACCCCCUCCCCCCCUUUCCGCCGGCGGAAAGGGGUAGAGUUGUUGCACAACUUUAAAAACUAGGGAAACAGUAUCCCGGAGACUCUAGCAAGGGGAUUGCGCGAUGCUUUGGGAUGAUGAAGCGCGAUGAAGCUUUACUACGCCAUGGCUGGACUGCGUUCAGCCGGAACAUUUUGAUGCGCAUUGAGAUUUACAUUUAAGUCCUUCGAUGGUGCUCGUUAGGCGGAAAAUUUCCGCCGAACGAGCACCAUCGGCCUGUGGGUGGUGUUCGGGCCCGCGGCUGCCUUGCUAGUAGAUUCUUUUUCGUUUGCCCAGUUUAGUUUCGAGAAUCUACUAUAUGAAAGUCAAGCGCGUCAAACCCCCGCAUCCCGGAAAAUCAAGCUCAACCCAACCCGCAUUACAGGCGAUUGCAGGCGGCUCGGGGCAUCAACAGACGGCAACCACCACGCGUAGCCCCUAUUCAGCCUCUCGCAGACGGUCCCGCCAGUCGCCCCUGGCUCGUGCCGCCCCAUGCAGUAAGUCUUUGUCUUUGAUGCUGUGUGUGGUUUUGAUUUCGAUGUGCCAAAGACGGUCUAGAUAAAUGCAGAAACAUGUUUUGUUGAGCACGAGCCAUCAGGAAUUGGAAGUGCUCAACAGGAACGAAAGCCAUCCGAUGGCGUGCGGUAAAACCAAAAGAACGAAGGCCUUAGGCCAGCGCAGAAGGCUCCAAGCGGAUUGCACGUAGAUCCGGAAAUCGUAGCGUGAAUGCCAAUACCAAUACAGUAUUUUCUCAGCGUGUCACAUAUCAAAUGCAAAUAUGUCUGGGUCUGGAAGGUUGCAACGUGUGAUGCUGUCAUCGGAUUCUAAAAAAAAUUGUAUUGCAGCAGGAGCAGCAAAGGGAAUGUGAUUUUUGCUACGCGGAGAGGGCAUUUUUCAUGCGGAAGAGGCAUCAAGAACCCCUCAAAAAAUCUGUGAUGUUACGGCAUGCGUCGCAGACAUCAUGGCUCAUGCAAAACGUGCAUGACAAAUCCCGAAAUCAUCCAGACCCAGACAUUUUUGCAGUUGAUAUCACAGACACAAUCGCAAUCUUCAUAAAUGGUUCACAACAGGCAACGUGGAGAAGGCAGCUGGACAGCAAGGACCGGACGCUCAUCGCUCAGCGCAAGCAGGACCGUCAGUGGGGUAGUUUCCACUCAAGUGCAUCCUUCAUCCAGACGACAAACGGUGACCAUCUCGACAAGCACGAGCACACCGAUGUCGCCUCGCAAGUAUUUUGUGAAACAUCACAGCCACCACCGAUAAUUUCUCAUGCGUAUUGAUGUGCAGAUGCAGAGAUGACAAGUUAGAGACUUCUUCUAUGUAGCUAAAAUGCUUGCAUUUCUUAUUUCACGCACUAGACCUUGAUGUAAUCGGUGAUGGCGGUUCCGGUUUUACCUAGGAUACCACGACGAGGAGCUCGACUGAGGCGACACGCUAAGAAUUUGACUCAUCUUUUCGCUCGUGCUACAGGGUUCAAUGAUUGAUGGAAACAGCCAAGCUACAAAUCCGCCGCCCAUCAUCGACGGUAUAUAGAGUAGACUAUACAUAAAUUGAUAUUUUUUCUCGUGCACAUCAUGCGAAACAAACGUAUUUGUUUUUGUUGCAAGAUGUAGAAGAUGGUUGUGGUUUACUCUGCUAGAACCAAAAGCGAAUGCAACUGCCUUAUACGAAGACAGGUCGUCUUCGUGAUGCCGUUUCUCCGUCGAAUCCCUUGUAGUACGUGCGGGGAUGGAUCCAGCUGCUGUUUCUCUUCUCUAUCUUCUACUUCCUCCCCAGUGAACAAAACGAAACCACCUUUGCCUUUCGAUUUCGAGAACAUUAAAACGUACAAACGAUGAAUGAAAAUAAAUCAAAAUGUAUUUGUAAAGAAACAAAAAGAACGCGACUGCUGUAAUAAUAUCAUGACCAGUACCUGCUUGUCACCUGGAGGUGAAAGCGCCAAGAAAACUUUGCGAGUCAAUAUGUAUCAAACCUAUGUACAACUUUGUCGUACUCCAGUGAUAGUCCAAGCCGAACUUGUAUGGAAAUCGUGGUAACUGCAAUGUACAUUCGCAAAUAUUGAAUCAGCCGAAACUUCGAAAUAACGAAAUAUAUCUAUAUGCGCUGAUGCAAAUUUUGGAAAAAAAAAGCACAGUAGUUAUUUCGCGACCGUGCGGACACAGGAGGAAUAACGAACGAUUGUUCGAUCACAUUGUUGGUUAAAAGAUGAAGAUAAAUCAGAAUUAUGAGAAUGUGUCUGCAGAGUAUGUACUGGCGCCACCAUCUGCAGUCGUCUACCAUCUACUCCAAUG